AUGACAGGUUUAGAUUUCUGUUCAGUUGUUGAUAAUGCGUGGUACACAGUGCAAGAACUAGUAUUAGAUAAGGUUAAACAUACCCUGACAAUUAGAUUCACGGACUUAGCUAGUGAAGAAGAAGAAGUGUUCAACGGCGAAAAGAUCAAGACCGCGGAAGAAUUAGACGGGUUUUUGAAGAGGUUUCGUCCUGCUUGUGUACAACUACAGGAUGAUGAUUGUGGGCGUAUGGGACCUGGAUCGCAGGUGUGCGCGUUACUUAAAGGCAAACAAGAUGAGAAGUUCUACAACGGUCUUAUCUAUAUUGGUCUUAAGGUAGACCGUAAACCUCACAAACAAGAUGAUUGUUUUUGUAAAUUUAAGGUCCUUUGGACAGACGGUCCAAAGGUUGGGAGUUUUGAAACGAUGGGAAUGGAAAGAGUCUGCAGACGUAAAAAGGGGUCUCCUUUAUUUGAUCCCGCCCUCAGAAGUUUUGUGAGAUGUCACAAGCGCAUCUUGAUUCGUAAAUGA
Messenger RNA from Papaver somniferum (opium poppy), 510 nucleotides. RefSeq lists its product as uncharacterized. Lineage: Eukaryota; Viridiplantae; Streptophyta; Magnoliopsida; Ranunculales; Papaveraceae. The transcript has 3 exons. Gene Ontology annotation, molecular function: chromatin binding. The coding region runs from base 1 to 510 and encodes 169 amino acids. The record is from RefSeq and is a predicted model, not a curated record.